AUGGAGGCGGCGGCGGAGGGGCGGCGGGAGGAGGAGGGCGAGGACGGGCGGUGCCCGCAGGUGGGGCAGUCGCCGCAGGUAGGGCAGUCGCCGCAGGUGGGGCAGGAGGAGGAGGAGGAGGAGGAGGAGUUCCACCUCGCCAAGCGGAGGAAGGUGCUGUGCUCCGAGUUCAUCGGCAUCACCCGCAGCGACGCGGCCACGGCGCGCAGCUUCUUGAGCGGCAACGACUGGCAGGUGGAGAGGGCACUGAACGCCUAUAUCGAUCCGCCGCUGGAGAAGGAGGCGGAGGGCGCGGGGAUGGAGGAGGAGGAGAAGAAGGCAGCGUGCGGGGUGCCGCCGGCCGGCGCGGAGACCGGGAGCUGUAUUGACCUCACAGCAGAUGCAACUACUAGUAAUGCAAGUGGCAAUAGUGCAGACUCAAGGCAACAAGAAGAUGACAGCAGCUUCUCACUGUUAACCUGGAACAUUGAUGGGCUGGAUCUAAGAAAUCUAAGAGAACGAGCUAAAGGAGUCUGCUCUUACCUAACAUUAUACAGUCCAGAUGUCGUGUUUUUACAAGAAGUCAUCCCACCCCAUUUCCAUCUCCUGCAGGCGACAUCAGGCAUUUACGAUAUUAUUCCAGGUAACACAGAUGGCUAUUUCACUGCCAUAAUGUUAAAGAAAACAAGAGUGAAGCUACUGAAAUAUGAGAUAAUACCUUUUCCAACAACCUCCAUGAUGAGAAACCUUUUGGUUGUACAUGUGAGCAUAUCUGGUAAUGCACUCUGCCUUAUGACCUCUCAUCUGGAGAGCACUAAAAAUCACACUAAGGAGCGUGUGAAGCAACUGCGAACGGUCUUCAACAAAAUGCAGAAGGAGUCUGAGUCCACCACUGUUAUAUUUGGAGGGGAUACAAACCUGAGAGACAGUGAGGUUACUAAACUAGGUAACUUACCUAACAACAUCAUGGAUAUUUGGGAGUUUUUGGGUAAACCUCAACACUGCCGCUACACUUGGGACACCCACUCCAAUACCAACCUGGAUGCAGGGUACAAGUGCAAGAUGAGGUUUGACCGCAUUUACUUUCGGCCAGCAGCAGGCGAGGGACAUAUUAUUCCACGAAAGAUGGACUUAAUUGGAUUGGAAAAACUAGACUGUGGCAGAUUCCCUAGUGAUCACUGGGGUCUUCUGUGUAACUUUGAUGUGAUAUUAUAAAAAAAAAAAAGGCUUGCAUUGUUAGUUUUUAGGUGAUCUGUUCUUUUAAAAAAAUGUUACCCUCUCACUAUAAGAAGGACAUAUUUAAAUUUUCAACCCUAAUGCAUUCCCUGCUCUUGACUUAUGCUGGAAGAGCUUCAUUUCAAGCCAUGGUUGCCUCUUCCUUAUUGUAUGCAUCUGUUCUGGAAUCACAUUUUAAAAUACUUAUUUUUAACAAAGUAUGCAAAUACUCAAAAUAUAGUUUUAAAAACAGGAAGAAAAACAUGUAAAUACAAUUCAUAAUCGUGUUCAAUGUCUUAAAAUACACUUUUAUUUUUGGUAUGUAUUAUAAUCUCGUAAUAAAAGCUGCUUUUUAAUUUUAAGAAUA
Apus apus (common swift) is the source of this 1561-nucleotide messenger RNA. It is a transcript of the gene TDP2, whose product is annotated as tyrosyl-DNA phosphodiesterase 2. The record is from RefSeq and is a predicted model, not a curated record. Gene Ontology annotation, cellular component: PML body; cytoplasm. Bases 1 to 1194 code for a protein of 397 amino acids. Gene Ontology annotation, biological process: double-strand break repair. The transcript is spliced from 7 exons. Gene Ontology annotation, molecular function: protein binding; 5'-tyrosyl-DNA phosphodiesterase activity; single-stranded DNA binding. NCBI's taxonomy places the organism in Eukaryota, Metazoa, Chordata, Aves, Apodiformes, Apodidae.